This is a messenger RNA of Zootermopsis nevadensis, 7107 nucleotides long. RefSeq names its product double-stranded RNA-specific editase 1. Gene Ontology annotation, molecular function: double-stranded RNA adenosine deaminase activity; adenosine deaminase activity; double-stranded RNA binding. Gene Ontology annotation, cellular component: nucleolus; cytoplasm. The record is from RefSeq and is a predicted model, not a curated record. Lineage: Eukaryota; Metazoa; Arthropoda; Insecta; Blattodea; Termopsidae. Gene Ontology annotation, biological process: RNA processing; adenosine to inosine editing.
ACGAUAACAGGGGACGAUUUCCGUGCUUUGUUCAUUCUGGUGGGCAAUAUGAUCUGCAACAAGAGAAGCUAAAGUUUCUAAUUAAAUUUAGGUCGUAUCCAACUAUAUCAUAUUAACGUAUCCGAUUUAAGACAUUUUAAAUCAAUAAUAAACUAUAGAGAUUUACCAGGAUGUCAUCGCUUAUGGAAAAGACGAAAUCGGAAGUACAUGCGUCUUCAGAAAAUAGUGGAGUGAAUGUUGAAGACAAUUUACCAGAUGUCAUAUUUGUGGAGGACCGUGGAGAGAAGAGAUCUCUUCCAAUUGAUUCUGAUGGAGCUGGUCCUGCCAGAAAGAGGAAAAAGAAAUGUGAGACUCAGUCACAGCCAAAGAAUUCUUUGUGUGUACUUAAUGAGCUACGUCCAGGACUUACAUACAACACAGUGAGCAUGAGCGGACCCGUCCAUGCUCCAACAUUUACAAUUUCUGUUGAGGUGAAUGGUCAGGUUUUUGAAGGGCAAGGACGAUCUAAGAAGUUGGCCAAGCAUGCUGCGGCCGAGGCUGCCGUCCGUACUUUUGUGCAGUUCAGGAAUGCUCCUGAGGCCCAGCAAGCAAUGAAUAUGCAUUCUGCAGACCUGGACAUUACAAGUGACAUAACAGAACCUGAAGGCUCACUUUUUAAUGUUUUUCAACCACUGGACAGCAACAAUAGUACAACUUCAGGGGAUGUGAAUAAUACAGAAACUGCCCUUGUGUCUCAAGCACCUAUAGUUCAGAGCAGUAAUGGUGGACCCUUCCAUCCGAUGCUUCCUCCAGCAUGUUACAACAUUGCUCCAAGGUUGCCUAUUCAUCCAGGAGACAAGAAUCCUGUCAUGCUUCUUAACGAACUCCGGCCAGGGAUUAAGUUUGACUGUGUUUCAGAAGACAGUGAACCACAUGCCAGGUUUACUAUGUCUGUAACUAUUGAUGCCGAAAGAUUUGAAGGAACGGGUCCGAGCAAGAAACUGGGUAAAUUAGCAGCAGCGAAGGCAGCGUUAGCCAAGUUGUACAAUAUCACAUUUUCACCAUUCCCAUCACUGCUCCAGCCAAACAGGAGUUUAGGUUCUCCAAGUGCUCCACCAGUUUCCUUUGAGCAGAUGGCUCUGCCGCAAGUCCUUGCUGAUCACAUAUCUAGGUUGGUGAUAAGGAAGUUUACAGAUUUGACUGAGAGACAGCCCAUGCAUUCUCGAAGGAAGGUUUUAGCAGGUAUUGUAAUGACGGCAGGGCCUCAGAUGGAAGAUGCAAAAGUGAUAUCGGUAUCCACAGGUACCAAAUGCAUCAAUGGAGAACAUAUGAGUGUGCUUGGAGCUUCUCUGAAUGACACUCAUGCUGAGGUUAUUGCCCGUCGUUGCCUUUGCGAUUUUAUCUAUGCUCAGCUAGAAUUGCACACAAACUCAGAAACAUCAGAACAUUCCAUUUUUGUACCUCGACUUAAUGGUAAAGGUUAUCAGUUGAAGGAUAAUAUAAAAUUUCAUUUAUACAUAAAUACUGCACCCUGUGGAGAUGCUAGGAUCUUUUCUCCUCAUGAGGCUGUAUCUCAAGAUGACUCCAUUGAUAAGCAUCCAAACAGAAAGACACGAGGACAAUUAAGGACGAAAAUAGAGUGUGGUGAGGGAACUAUUCCAGUGAAGUCAAGUGAUGAUAUUCAAACUUGGGAUGGAGUUUUACAGGGCCAGAGAUUGCUGACAAUGUCAUGUUCAGACAAGAUUGCCAAAUGGAAUGUUGUGGGAGUACAAGGAUCGUUACUGUCACAUUUUGUUGAACCUGUUUACCUGGAGAGUAUUACGCUUGGAAGUUUAUUCCAUCCCAGCCAUAUGUACAGGGCUGUGUGUGGUAGGAUUGAAACUACAAUCCAAGGACUUCCUCCUUCUUAUCGACUGAACAAGCCACUUAUGAGCCUUAUUACUUCACCAGAGGUACGACAGCCUGGUAAGGCACCUAACUACAGUGUGAACUGGACCACAGGACAAGAGGACGCUGAGAUAAUUAACUCAGUAACAGGCAAGGGUGAUCAAGGUAUUGCAUCUCGAUUGUCAAAACAAUGCCUGUUCAAACGCUUCUUCAGUCUUGUGGGAAAAAUUGGUUCAGUGACAGGAUUGACUGUUGGAUCAUGUCCACAUCAGUACUCAGGUGCAAAAGAAGCAGUUCAAGAUUAUAAGAUGGCAAAGGAGCAGCUGGUGUAUGCAUUCCACAAAGCUGGACUGGGCACAUGGCUGAAGAAGCCAAUAGAACAAGACCAGUUUGAAUUAGAUGAUUCUGUGUUAAAUAAUCAUCAGUGACUGGAAGAUGGUCCUUUUGGGGUUUACCUUGCAGAAUAGAGCAGUUGCUCAGUCCUCCAUCCCUCCCUGUCACAGUUGCUCCCAGAAGCUAAAUCCACACUUGGCACCAAUAAAGAGCAGAGUCUGGAGAACUGAGCUUAGCACCUCCUUUAUUCUUGCUCACAACUCAUCUCAAAUUAACCCCAAGCACCAUUAAUAUUAACUUAAUUUUCUUCAAGUCAGGUAACAAUGCAGUAGAUAAACAAAUUUUAGGGAUCAUGUAUAAAAUGGCUGCUGAGAUAAAUAAACCAUUGCUUCGUAAUUUAUUACAAUUAAUUUAUAUUUGAAUUUGUGCCAGGAACAAAAUCAAAUUGCCUCCUAAAAUAACAAAAUAUACAUGAGAAGAAAUACACUGUCGAUAACAAAUCAUAUUUUAAAGUAAAGGCGCUCUCCAUUAUGCAUUCUUUGCAUGAGAAUGCAUAUGGGGUUGAUCUUGUCUGCCCCUCAUGAUUCAGCUUGGGAACUGCUGGACAUAUUUGGAUGAAAUUUGGUGUGGAUGCUAUGCGAUUGGGGUCUACCCUAAAAUUAUAUUUUUCAAUUUGCUACAGUUGGUAAUACCAGCAUUGCAGAUGCAUGAACAUGUGAGCUGAUAUUGACAUUGGUGUCACUUGCAGUAGGGCCAGUGUUGUAUGGUUAUAGAUUUUCAAAAGAUACAAACUCUGGAAAACCAGCCACAUGAAAGAAAAUAGAUAUUUUGACUUGACGAGGAUUCAGUCCCAUCACCCCACGCAUAUGAGUCCAGUAUGCUACCACAGACAUGAUACGCCUUGUGGUCUAUCAUUAUUGAUUUACAUUAUUUAAAUAUGACAUUCAGACCACAUGAUUGGUAUAGUUGGAAACUAAAGUUGACUAAGUAAGAUAAUUGAAGUAAUCCUGCUUUGAUAAUUGUUCUUCAGGAGCUAACAGGUCAAGAGGCAUUUUAGCAUAUAUCAUAGGUUAUACAUUGUGUUUCUGGAUCAGUUUAUAAUAAAUGUGUGCUGUUCUCUCAGUAUUCAGUUUCUGAUAACAGUAGAGAAGAAAUAAAACAUUUAAAGUAUAUGUUCAUGCAUUUCCAUGAAUUCUGUGGAAAGUACAUUAGAUUCAAAUUCACUCAUUUGUUUUUUUUAAUAUAUAAAGGUAAACAGAUGAUAGCCAAUGAAUGAAUCUUACAUUAAAGAUAGAUGCUUAGGCUUUUACAUUGCCUGCAGUGUAUUACUACAUUUAAGUGGAUGUUAUGCUUGUGUAGUGUAUGUAUGGUGUAUAUUUUUUGUUUCAGUGAGAAGCAUUCAGAAUUCUGAAUUUGCAAAGAACGUGCACUUGCAUAUUCUAGUAUGGUUUACACCUUCCUACUUUUAGUAAAGUCAUUUAUGUUAAAAUUAAUACAAUAACAAGUAUUUAGUACUCAUUUAAUUUAAUGAGCAAAUUUAUAUAUGAUCCCAGGCAUAGUAUGGUUUCCUUUUUGUUUAGGUGUGAUGGAGCAUGAAUGUGUGUUUCACAUUCAGACCACUAGCCUCCUACUUUCAUGUAAAGUACUUGACAUGUUCUUCCACAUGACACUACUCACUUCUUACCGUACAUUGUGAUCUGGUUACUCAGAUUUCUGUUCACAGGAAAAUUUCAUGCAUGCCAUAUUUUAACGUAAUAGAGCAUUUAUUGAUAUUUAUAUUAUCAUUUUUUUAUCAUGAAAGUUGUGUUUUAACAGCUUGAAGGAUGGCAUUCCAUAUACGUAGCAGAAUAAACUCUUUGAUGAAAAUUGAACCUAAAUUUUGUUCUGUAAUUUGAGGUUGUGUAAAUGUCUUAUUGUGUAUGGUGUAAUUUUAUUUGUGGUUACUAUCCUUUAAAAAACUUCAACUUUCAAGGAAAUAAACUGGCAUAUUCAGUAGUUCAUUUGACAGUACAAUUGUUAUGUCAUGGGCUACUUGUAUCUUCACGAAGUGGCUCACUUGAUAUUCCAACAUAGGUUUUUAUUUAUGUGAGAAAAUAUUUAUAAAAUUAUAACUUCUUCACCUGCCGGAUACUACAAAACAUGUUAUAUAACAUGUCUAUGAGGAUUGGCUGUGAAGUAGAUGGAGAAAUGUAGGCAAAUAGAUUUGAAAAACAUGCAAGUACUGCCUGUAACAGUUGGUAGUGUGUUGUUAUUGUUAUUAAUGAUGUUGUUUGCGUUUACCAGACUCUGCCCCUCACUGUGCCAAGUCAGUAUGGGAUGGUGGACUGAAGACCAGGUCUAUUCUGUUAGUUGUUUGUCUCCAGGAAUCCCACUCAGAGCCAUUGCUGUUCAGUGGUGCCUGAAGAAUAAUGUCAUCGCACUUGCUGACAUUGCCAGAUCCAAUGCAAGACGUAACCCAGUUCAUGGACAAAUGUUCAGUUUAUCCUGCUCAUUGUGUUGAGGGAGAGCAUGGAGAGAAUAUUUUAGACACUGAAAUGAACUUUAAUUUGUGUUUAAUAAAAUUGUAUUAGGCUCUAACAAUGGAACAUUAUUGUUAAAGUAUAUGAAUGUUGUAAACGGGUAAAUAAUGCUGCUUCCCUCUUUUAGCCGUUGUUAACAAUUUCUUGGAUCUAUUGAUCUAAGGUCACUUGAUAAGGCUGAUUGCUGUUUGAAGUUGUGACUCAUUUCAUUGCAUACCAUCCUUCUGUUUUUCUGUAACUUGUAAGAGGAUGUUUAUAAACAAGUGUAACAUUUUAUUAACAGGGGUCACCUGUUUAUUUAAUAACUUAAAUGUGUUUUGUAAUUUAAAAUUGGUUGUAAAUACCCCAUUUUAUUUAUUGAAAUGUUGUGUAUGGUUAUUUUUUUAAUACUUCAAGGGAACAAAUAGAUAUUUUCUGUAGUUGAUAUAUUUAUAGUAUAAUUAUUGUUCUAUAGGAUACUUUUCUCACUUGUCAUCACACAAUUGUAUUUUUAUUUAUACAAGAAAAUAAUCACUAUAAUGACUGGUUCUUUCUGCUGUCUCUUUAGUAUGAGUGAACAUGCAUACAAAAUAAAGACUGGCCAAUGGAAUUCACUAUUUAGUAAACAGGACAGUCAUUUGUUGAUGAGGUGUAAAUUGCCAAGAGCUUUUCUUCACAUUAUAUAUGAUUUAUCAGUUCAGCCUGACAGAAAGGUGCCAUAAUGUUAAAAGAGAUCGGCUUCACAAAUGCUGAUGUCUGUUACAUUCCUGGUAAAAUUAACCAUACUAGUAUUCUAGGUAAAUGUAAUUUGGAUUUCAUUAUCUUCAUACAAGAAGAAUGGAGUUAUCUUUUUUAAUGUGGAAAUUGAUGGUAUAUGAUACUGGUACCAUUACACCUUUCUGUAAAAAACUAAGCAUAAAAUUAUAAUAUAAGUAGAUUAUAUAAUUUCUUUGGAUAAAAAUGAGAUAAUUUAAUAUACUGGUGACCUCUGUUUAAUGUUUGGUUGCUUUGUCAAUCAUUAAUUUAUUGUGUUCAUUGUCAUUUAAGUUUUCAGUUUCAGGAAUAUUAAUUUUGUCAAAAAGUUAUGUUCCCAAAUUUAUUUUUGCUUUAUCUGUUUGGUUGUAAGUGAUAAUACAAAGUUAAAACUUGUACUUGCAUCCGUCAGUGGUGACUGCAGCAUUACAGAAUCAGUAAUUAUUUCUGUAUCAGAAAUAUUAAGAUUUGUAAUUACAUAAGCAUAUUGCUGUUCUUAAAACAUCUUUGUUGAAUGUUGAAUUUUUAAGUAUUUGAUUGUUGUGAUUGUCCCAUUUUUAUGAAAGGUUAAUUGACUUGCACAAGUGUCAGACUGAUAGAAUAUCACAAGUAAUAGAAUGUUUCUGAUCAUUAUAACAUAGAUAAUCAUAGCCUUUGGCAGUUAUUCUAGGGUAUAAAGCAUGAAGUACAUUCAGGGUCCCGGAGAAUAUGUAUCAUAUUUUAAAUAGCAUUACAAACAUAAUCUCUGUAGUUCCUAAGUACGAUGAACACACUUAUGAAACUUAAGAAGAAUUUAGGAUGAAACAAUAUGAUGUACUGUUUAAGCUUUCCAGAAUAACAAAAAUGAAACUUGCUAACUUAAAAGUCCUCUCUUUCUUAGCAUUUUGUAAGUUUUUGAAUUUUCAGAAUAUUUAACAGUUUCACUUUGCCCAGUGACUGUGCUAGCAAACUGUAAUUGGAUAUAGCGUGGAUAUGAAUGAAAGAAAUAUCCAUUUUAGAAUUAGGAAUAACUGUGCGAGUGAUUUGCCUACUUAAAAUAUUGUGGGUUUUAACUUUUCAGAAUGGUGCAGAACUCAAUUGAAGCAUUUAGAUAUUAGAUAGUAUAUGACUUAAUAAACAAAUUAACGAGUGUGGAGAAUGCUGUUAUAACGCUGACAUGUUGGUACCUUGUUCAGAAGGAUUCAAAAAGUCAGACUGGCACAACAGCCGGAGGUUUGUUACACUGUGUAACUCAAGACCGGUAUUAUUUCGCCGAAUCUUGACCAAUUAUUUAUGUAUCAUGGAUCAGUACAGUUACCAAAUAAGAUAAUUUGGUAUAUAGCUUCACCACCAUUAAAAACUGCUGGUUGAAUCUUAUGAUACACUAUCACAGUAGGUUUCUUCAGGAUAUUGUUUUCGCUGAUAAAAGUUGUAAAUCAGUUUGGUAGUAUGUGUAGUUUUAGAAAUAUUGUGAGUUCAGUUACCAGAUGUUUAACAGUUUUCUAAGUAUGCAAAACCUGAUUUAUUCUUUGUAAAUAAGUUCUGUGUUUGUGUAUGUGUACACACACACACACACGCAAGGAUAAGCAUAGCAAAUUUUGUGUGUUUAUGUUUUCAGCCCUUGGUGGACUAUGACUGCUUCCAUUAAAUACUUCAUUAAACUUGACGGUACAGUUUA